Messenger RNA from Branchiostoma floridae (Florida lancelet), 1815 nucleotides. Its product is annotated as serine/arginine repetitive matrix protein 2-like. The coding region runs from base 212 to 1765 and encodes 517 amino acids. The record is from RefSeq and is a predicted model, not a curated record. Lineage: Eukaryota; Metazoa; Chordata; Leptocardii; Amphioxiformes; Branchiostomatidae. The transcript is spliced from 5 exons.
UAUAUCGGGAAAAUUUCUCCCGAAUGGUCCGGACCAUUCGUAAGCCAUCUAACGAUACCUUACCGAUACCUCAGCAGGGGUUCCCGACAUGUUCGGCGGGCGUGUAGAUGCUCCGCGAAUUCGCGAAGCUCAUUAGCAUAUAACUACAGGUUAACGCGGGCUCAUUAGCAUAUAACGCGGGAACAGCGACAGAUUAGCGCGGGAGAGCAAGAUGGCGGAGGGGAAUGCUGGGCGCUCCCGCGGAUCCCGUUGCACAUGGAACUAUGAAGAAACUGCCUUUCUCAUAAGCGUAUGGUCUGAGGAGGAGAUGCUCCGGCAGUUGGAAACUCCUCGGAACAAAUUUGCGUACGUAAAGAUCGUGGAUAGGCUGGCGGAGGAGGGAAUCAUCCGCACCUUCGACCAGGUGAAGACCAAAAUUCGUGACCUGAAGCACGACUUCAAAAAAACGUGGCAACACAACCACAAAAGCGGGAACGGCCGGCUCGACCCUCCCCAUUACCAGGCCCUGAAAGAGUUCCUCGGCUGUAGGGAGGCCCUGGAGCCCAGCUCUCUGUUUGAGUCGACCGAAAUCACAGAGUCACAUGAGGAUGAUGGGAAUGGAGACUUGUCACCUGGACCAAGCCAAACAGAAUCCCCACAGCCAGAUGUAUCCUUGAAUUCUUCCACAGAUCUGGACACGUCCACAGUGAAUGCUAGCAACGAAUCCAGCAACUCCAAUCAGCUGGACAUGUCGACAACGAAUGCUAGCAACGAAUCCAGCAACUCCGAUCAGCUGGACACGUCCACAACGAGUGCCAGCAGCUCUGGUCAGCUGGACACGUCCACGAGUGCCAGCAGCUCUGGUCAGCUGGACACGUCCACGAGUGCCAGCAGCUCUGGUCAGACAGGUGGAAAGAGGAAAGCACAAGAAGAUGGAGACAACAACCCAAAGUCAGCAAGACAAGAGGACAAGAAUGGGAAGAAAGGUUUUUCAAAGAAGGAGAGGAAGAGGAAGACCAGGCUGGAGACGUCCUUCUCUGAACUAGAGAAAACAAUCCACAACGUGCAUAAAGACCAGGACACAAAACUCAUGGAGGCAGAAAACAAGAGGGCAGAGGACUGGAAGGCGCAUGACCUGAGGGUCAUGAAGAUGCAGCAAGACCAUGAGAAGGAGACCAUGAGCAACAUGAUGGGGCAGUUUGUAGCUAUGAUGGGCCAGUUCAUGACCGCAUUUGCACCGGGCCAACAGGGUAACUCUUCAGCUUCAAACCAGAACCCCCCCACUGCUGCCUUCCAGGGUCCCCCUACAUCCGACUUUCAGCGCCCCUCUGCUGCUAACUUUCAGCACCCCCAGAGUUCGGCUUCUGGCUUCCAGCGCUCCCAUAGUCCUGCCCCAGGUUUUCAGCACCCCCAGAGUUCGGCUUCUGGCUUCCAGCGCCCCCAUAGUCCUGCCCCAGGUUUUCAGCACCCCCAGAGUUCGGCUUCUGGCUUCCAGCGCCCCCAUAGUCCUGCCCCAGGUUUUCAGCACCCCCAGAGUUCGGCUUCUGGCUUCCAGCGCCCCCAUAGUCCUGCCCCAGGUUUUCAGCACCCCCAGAGUUCGGCUUCUGGCUUCCAGCGCCCCCAUAGUCCUGCCCCAGGUUUUCAGCACCCCCAGAGUUCGGCUUCUGGCUUCCAGCGCCCCCCCAGUCCUGCCCCAGGUUUUCAGCCCCCCCGCGUUUCUAACUUAGAGCGCACAGCAUCUCCCAGUGAGGAGAAUGCUUCUGAGUUGAUCUACUUUCAUCUGUAGAUCCUCAUAUGUUUACCCGAAGGUGUAAACCAGAGUUUUAUCUUCUUUGA